Molecule: messenger RNA, 1528 nt
Organism: Rhea pennata
Lineage: Eukaryota; Metazoa; Chordata; Aves; Rheiformes; Rheidae
Gene: CENPH
Product: centromere protein H
Exons: 9
Coding region: 69-689 (206 amino acids)
Biological process (GO): chromosome segregation; kinetochore assembly; mitotic spindle organization
Cellular component (GO): kinetochore; nucleus
Molecular function (GO): kinetochore binding
Source: RefSeq, a predicted model, not a curated record
AGCCGCCGCCGCCGGGGGAGCCGGGCGCGGCGGCGGCGGGCGGGCCGGCGGCCAAGCUGGACGUCCUGAUGCUGCUGCGCCUGAGGGAGCAGUUGAAGCAGCAGCUCAUGGAGUGUAGCACCACAGUUCAUGCUAGUGAAGAAAUUUGUCCUGACCAUGUCAUAGAAGAAAAGCUAAUCAAAGCUACCACUGAAGAUUUGGAAAGAGAGAUGGAGGAAGUAAAAGUCUCUUUCCAAAACAAGACAUUGGUGUUGCAGAGGAUCCAGCUUAUGGAUGCCCUGAGAAACAAAGUGAAACAAAAUGAUGACGACUCACGACUGAUCUUGGAAACUAUGAAACACAUAAUAAUGCUCAGCACAGCAAUACUUGAAUCUCAGCAGCAAGCACGUGAGAUGGAAGAGAAACUGAAUGACAUUAAAAGGAAAAGACUCUUACUAAAACAAGCUGGAGGAAGCAAACUACUGCAAAUUCAUACCACAAUGAAAAAACAAAAGAAGGAUCUAGCAAGUAUGGAAGUGGGUGAAAUGCUGGAGAAGAUACGUAACAACUUACAAAAAGAAAAAGAGAUGACUACAUUAAUUCAAAAUAUAUUCCAGAAUAUCAUAAUUGGAAGCAGAGUUAACUGGGCAGAAGAUCCAUCCUUAAAGGCAAUUGUUCUACAGCUUGAAAAAAAUGUGUCUUUUCUCUGAGUACACAGAAAUGAUAUUUCAUUUUAUAUACUGUAUAUAACCAAUACUAAAUUUGAUAUUGACUAACUAUUGUGUUAUGAAAGCACAUUUUAAAAUUUUUGAAAAUACAACCCUUCUGGAAGUGGUUCCUCUCCUUAGAGAUUCAGAAUGUGGCCACGCAACUCUUUUGAAGUGAAAUUUAAGUGUUGGUAUACAACAAAUCUAAACACUUAAUAUAGCUGAUGAAAGUAAUUGAAGAAUCCCUUCCUGGCUGCUCUAUCCCAGGACUCACUUCCCUCUGAAAUGCAGCAAUGAUCCAAAAAAGAAGAAUAAUCUAUAUAUUAUAAGCUUUUAUGUAGAAGUGGACUUGAACCAAGGUUGUACCGUUCAUAUGCUGCUCUGCUCCCGCACCAGCAUGGGAGAGGCACCCUGCCGAGCUCUUCCUUUCUGUGCCAGGAGGCCCCAGGGAGAAGCAUCACCCAGCUCAGCCUCAACGAGAGCCUAAACAGAAAAGCUUAGUUAAAUCAGUAUCGACUUUUUUUUUCCUUAAAACAUUCUAUAUAAUUUCUAACUCUGAAAGGUUCAUACUCUUAGCUGUAACUCUCACAUGUGACCAUACUAUAUGGCGAUCAUCAAGGCAUCCAGGAAGGGGUAUGAACUGUAGAGCCUGUCCUACACGGCAAAGUAUGGCAAGCCUAGAGAAGAUGCAUGUAAAAUGGAAGAUGAAGCUCCAUGCUGGCGAAAUUAAGCAAUUGAGCAAUAUUUUAAGUAUUUUUAUACGUUGAUGUUCCUAUUUUUACUUAAUGGUGUAAGAAAAUUGACACAGUAAAGUGUAUUUUGUGUAAUGUUUUGGAUUAAAA